Pedinophyceae sp. YPF-701 is the source of this 909-nucleotide messenger RNA. The record is from the annotation of a GenBank genome assembly. NCBI's taxonomy places the organism in Eukaryota, Viridiplantae, Chlorophyta, Pedinophyceae.
AUGUCGAGGCCUCGCGACGCGCCCGGCCAGCCGUGCGAAGACGAGUAUCCGGAGCUUCCGAACGUGGACACGUCGAUCUCGUUCGAUGCAAAAGCCCUCGCGAAGGUGGUUCCGCCAGGCAGGAGGGGCUUCGUCAAGUUCCACCCCCGCGCCACAAUCGCGGUCAAGAUCCGGCAGCCGGUCGUGGACCAGCUCUUCGGGCGGUACCUCGUGAUGCUGGCCCGGAAAGCAUCGCUUCCGGGGCAACAGGCAGCGGAGGACCGGUGCCAAGAGGACAAGGUGUGGGCGAGGGUCGCUGCAAAGGCCGCAGUGCAGACUGAGCUCGCGCAGGUGUACCGCGCCGACGGAGUGACGACGUCCGGCGCGUACAUCGCGCAGUCCAAGCAGGCCAAGGCGUCGUGGGACUUCGUGCAGAAGGCUGCGGACGCUCUGGGGCUGUCGAUGAUGCAAGUGGUCGGCACCUCGAUGCGCGGCGCCGCGACGAUAGCGCAGCCUGUGCCGACGCAGCCACCGCCGCCGCCCAAGCAGCCCGCGAUCACAGCGGCGCGAAGGGAGGCGGACCGUGGCAAGGGGGACCGCGCCGGUCCGCGCGGCGCGGCGUCCGGGUCGAAGCGGCCGCGCGCAGAGCCUGAGGCGGGCCCGCACCCGAGUCCCCCCCGGCCGGCUCCGGGGGCGGUGAAGGACAGCAUCAGGACGUUCGUGAGCGGCGCGGUGCAGGCGCAGGUGGUCGCGGGCGCGCUGCCCGCGGCGGCGGCGGACGACGUCGUCGAGCGAGCGACGCGCAAGGUGCUUGCCGCGCACGCCGACGACACGGACGCCACCUUCCUGGCGCGCGAAGGGCCCCGCGUGCUGGCGCUGGUCAAGGGCUACGUCGACGUGCACGCGCGGAAGAAGGCGAAGCGUCAGUAG